Molecule: messenger RNA, 741 nt
Organism: Juglans regia (Persian walnut)
Lineage: Eukaryota; Viridiplantae; Streptophyta; Magnoliopsida; Fagales; Juglandaceae
Exons: 1
Coding region: 1-741 (246 amino acids)
Source: RefSeq, a predicted model, not a curated record
AUGAUAACUCAGAACAAUAAUAAUAAGCGUCGAGGGUGGCCUAGUGCCGGUAAUUCUGAGGACUCGCCAGAGGCCCCUAGUGAUUCGGGAGACCUUAUUGACGCGGCGACACACCUCAUUGAGGCCUUCACUAGCAGGCAAACCACGACGCAGGUACAGGUCCCGCACUUGACUGCCUUCGACCGUUUCUACAAACAGCACCCUCCGCUGUUCGACGACAAGGGUACUGAACUGGAUAAUGACAACUGGUUAGAGCGCCUUGAGAAAAUCUUCAAAGUGGUUGCCUGUACAGAAGAACAAAAAGUAGAAAGUGCGGUGUACAAUCUGGCUGAUGUGGCUAACGGGUUGUGGAGGGCCACUCAUGGGCUCAUUCAACAAGAGUUGGGAGAAUCCACUCCGAUUUCUUGGAGCAAAUUUAAGGAGGUUUUUAACAAUCGGUUCUUUCCCUUAUCGAUUCGAGAGACUAAGGCCAGAAAGUUCGCAGACCUAAAGCAGGGAUCAAUGACAGUGAGGCAGUAUGCCUCCAAAUUUGUAGAGUUAUCGAGGUUUGCUCCACAUUUAGUUCUUAUCGAGUCGCUGAAGGCUGAAAAGUUUGAAAGAGGCUUGAACCCCAAGAUCAUGGACUCCCUUCUUGCGUUAAAAAUUAGAAAAUUCACCGACCUAGAAGAUCAAGUGGUAAUUCUGGAGGAGAAUCUUCGUGUCAGAGCGGGAGAGUUUAGUCAGAGAAAGAGGCAGUUCUGA